AUGCCAGUCACCAUGGACAAGGAAAGGCCCAUCAUCGUCGUCGGAGCCGGCAUUUUCGGUCUCAGUACGGCGCUGCACCUGGCCAGCUCUGGCUACCUCGACGUAACGGUCUUUGAUCGCCACUCUGUCGACAAGUCACGGUACUCAUACCUGAAAGGCUGUGAUGGAGCAUCCGUUGAUGCGUCAAAAAUUAUUAGAUCUGCCUACGGGAGCCAGAAAGAAUACACAGACCUCAGCUCCGAGGCAAUCGUACUCUGGAACAAGUGGAACGAGGAAAUCAAGUCCAUCGGCUCCGAAAAUGACUUGGGUCUGUCCAAAAACGACUCGAUCUGGAUCAACAAUGGCGUCCUGAUGUGUACUGAUCAAAAGGUCCUGAGCGACUUUGAGAAAGCCUCCGCCAAAAAUGCCAAUCCUCCGGGUCAGCAAAAAGUUGCCCUGAUCACCAACGAAGCCGAGGACAUGGAGAUUGCCAAGUCAAAGGGCUUUGAGCACGCUCUGACCCCGUUCGCAAAAGAAACCGUCGGCGUCCUUGAUACGACGGGCGGAGUUGUCGUCGCCGACAAAGCCUGCUGCUUUGCCCUUUACAAAGCAAAGAAGCUUGGUGUCAAGUUUAUCCUCGGCGCUGAAGCGGGGACUUUUUCUUCUCUGCUCCGCGUCGAAAACACCGGCAAGGUGUCUGGCAUCAAAACCGCAGAUGGAAAGGAGCAUCGCGCGGAAACGGUCAUCAUGGCCUGCGGAGGCUGGACGCCGUCUCUCAUCCCAGAGCUUGACGGCCUCUGCGAAACCACCGCAGGGUCCGUCGUUCUCUACAAGAUCCCGGAGGAGUCGCCCCUUCGACAAAAGUUCAGCCACGCCAACUUUCCUGCCUUCAUGUUCAAGCAACGCGAAGGAGUCGAUGGCGGUUUGUAUGGCUUCCCCGUCGACCACAACGGCGUGCUCAAGAUCGGGUAUCGCGGCAUCAAGUACACCAACCCAGUCGCGCAAGGAGACGGCAAGGACCGCAGCGUGCCGAGGACCCGUUGGACUGGUGACACUGCCAUUAUAGAUAUCCCAGAAAAAGCAUACCAGGUGAUUUCCAAGUUUGUCGAGACCUACCUGCCGGCGCUCGUGGAGGAGAAGAUCCCAGUCGCCAUGAGCCGUCUGUGUUGGUACACGGAUUCGUUUGACAACCACUAUCUUAUCGAUCGAGUCCCCGGCAUCGAGGGACUUGUAUGUGUCACGGGAGGUAGUGGGCAUGCAUUCAAGUACCUGCCCAAUAUUGGGAAGUGGGUGGUCAAUAUUCUGGAAGGCAAAGACCAAGACGAACCGCUGGCCAAGGCUUGGAAGUGGAGGUCGCUGAAGGAGGGCCAGACGCCGAUCAACAAACUCAUGCUUGGUAUGACGGAGGAUACAACCCUGGAAAACACAAAGCUUAUAUCAGCGGAAGAUGAUGGACUGAGUCAAGGUCUGUCAAAGCAGAGCUUGGGCUAG
Akanthomyces muscarius is the source of this 1470-nucleotide messenger RNA. RefSeq lists its product as uncharacterized. NCBI's taxonomy places the organism in Eukaryota, Fungi, Ascomycota, Sordariomycetes, Hypocreales, Cordycipitaceae. The coding region runs from base 1 to 1470 and encodes 489 amino acids. The record is from RefSeq and is a predicted model, not a curated record. The transcript has 2 exons. Gene Ontology annotation, molecular function: flavin adenine dinucleotide binding; sarcosine oxidase activity.